GUCUUGUUCAAUUUUAUCAUUUUGGUGAGCUAUGCACAUCCGCCUUUCUUGACCUCACAACAAACACAACAUGUCCUAACAAUCAAACUCCUAAAUAAUCACAUUUAACAAAAACACAAUCUUUUUAGUGAAUAAAAAGAGAGGCAACUGAGGACUAAUGGUGGUUGUUCCAGAUGAGGCAGUUGAUCAGUUUAAGGCACUUAUGGACCAAGUUGAGGAUCCAUUCAAGAAAACAUAUAAGAAUAUCCAUCAAGGCUAUCAAACCGAAACUUCGAUGCGAUUCCUGAAAGCUAGAGAAUGGAAUGUUACCAAAGCCCAUAAAAUGUUAGUUGAUUGUUUGCAUUGGAGGAUACAAAAUGAGAUUGACAAUAUAUUAACGAGACCGAUAAUCCCCACUGAUUUAUACAGAGCAGUGCGUGAUUCACAGCUCAUAGGAAUGUCGGGUUACUCAAGAGAGGGCCUUCCGGUUUUCGCUAUUGGUGUUGGUCUAAGCACAUAUGAUAAAGCAUCUGUCAACUAUUAUGUGCAGUCACACAUUCAAAUGAAUGAGUAUAGGGACCGUGUAAUAUUGCCUUCUGCUUCAGAAAAACAUAAGCAACCGAUAACCACCUGCAUCAAGGUUCUGGAUAUGUCUGGUCUGAAGCUAUCAGCACUUAGCCAAAUAAAGUUGUUGACAAUCAUAUCAACUAUUGAUGACUUAAAUUAUCCAGAGAAAACUAAAACAUAUUACAUUGUAAAUGCCCCAUACAUAUUUUCAGCUUGUUGGAAGGCUGUUAAGCCUUUACUGCAAGAGAGGACAAGAAAAAAAAUUCAGGUAUUAUCAGGGAACGGGCAAGAUGAGCUGUUGAAGAUAAUGGAUUUGGAAUCUCUUCCACAUUUCUGUAAAAGAGAAGGACCUGGAUCAUCUCGACGUUCAGGGGAUGCAGCUGAAAAUUGCUUUUCGUUAGACCAUCAUUUUCAUCAAAAACUCUAUGACUACAUAAAGCAGCAAUCCUUGGUAAAGCAACCUGCACAGCCAAUUAAACAAGGUUCUUUCCAUGUGAAUCUGCCUGAGGCAGCCGCAGAAGGUACUGAAAUAGGAAAAGCAAUUGAAUCUGAGCUGCAUAAGAUCGGAAACUGUAGUGAACAAUCGAGCUCAGUACAUAAACUCAGAAUCAGUGGUGACUGAGACUUUUGCCCAUAAUGCAUUCUCUUCGAUCUUAUAUUUAUACGUAAAAUGAAUGUAAUAGUAGUGAUGCAAUUUCCUAAUAAAUGUUAUGUAAUUCUACUCUUAGAAAUCUAACCUCCUUUAUUUA
Messenger RNA from Mercurialis annua (annual mercury), 1295 nucleotides. Its product is annotated as phosphatidylinositol/phosphatidylcholine transfer protein SFH3. Lineage: Eukaryota; Viridiplantae; Streptophyta; Magnoliopsida; Malpighiales; Euphorbiaceae. The transcript is spliced from 11 exons. Bases 158 to 1168 code for a protein of 336 amino acids. The record is from RefSeq and is a predicted model, not a curated record.